Messenger RNA from Aspergillus steynii IBT 23096, 313 nucleotides. RefSeq lists its product as uncharacterized. The transcript has a single exon. The coding region runs from base 114 to 272 and encodes 52 amino acids. Lineage: Eukaryota; Fungi; Ascomycota; Eurotiomycetes; Eurotiales; Aspergillaceae. The record is from RefSeq and is a predicted model, not a curated record.
UCUCUUUGGCCAUUCCUCUCUUCUCAAUGACUUGACCACCUUGUCUGUCACCUUUCAAAUCUCGAGCAACGCAGCAAGAUUCCCUCUUUUGUCUCUUUUUUUCCUCGUCUGUUAUGGUUUGUUUGUUUUUCUGGUUUUCCUUUUUUUUUUGUGUGUGUGUGUGUUAUUGUUAUUGUUUCUGUUUGGUCGUGUGGUUGUUGGUGUUCUAUUGUUCAUUCUAUCUUGUUAUCUUGAAUGGUAGUUCGGUGGAAAGGCAGUUCCUAAAUAAAUAAAUAAAUAUCUACAUAGGAACAAUGGAAUAUGUAUAUGUGAA